This is a messenger RNA of Apis laboriosa (Himalayan honeybee), 1740 nucleotides long. Its product is annotated as glutamate receptor ionotropic, delta-1-like. Gene Ontology annotation, cellular component: membrane. Bases 65 to 1705 code for a protein of 546 amino acids. The transcript has 9 exons. Lineage: Eukaryota; Metazoa; Arthropoda; Insecta; Hymenoptera; Apidae. Gene Ontology annotation, molecular function: ligand-gated monoatomic ion channel activity. The record is from RefSeq and is a predicted model, not a curated record.
UAUAGUUUUUAUUUAAUUAUAAAUAAAAUUAAUAUUGAUGUAAUUGUAAUUUAUAUAUAAAAGAAUGUAUAUUCUUCAUUCUUUAUUUCUAACAAUAUUUCUUUUUAUUCAAAAGUUUACAUAUUAUGUUCACAGUGAAGAUAAUGUGGCAAUUAAUAAAGAUAAUGAAGAAGAAAACUCCAUACCAUCGCAAAUAACAGUAACAUCUUGGAAUGAUAUGCCUUUCUCAGGAAUUGUACAUAAAAAUGGAAAAUGGAUUGGUCAAGGAUAUGCAUUUUACAUUUUUGAUUUAAUUAGUUCGAAAUUGAAUUUCACAUAUACUAUUAUUCCACCAAAAGAACAUAUUUUGGGUAAUGAAAGUAGUGGUAUUCUUGGAUUACUCUACGAAAAAAAAGUAGAUAUAGCUGUUGCAUUUCUUCCUAUGUUACCGGAAAUGCGACGAUAUUGUUCGUUCAGUACUUUAUUAGAUGAAACAAAAUUAACUGCUGUAAUGAAGAGACCUCAGGAAUCGGCUACAAGUUCUGGCCUAUUGGCACCUUUUGAGAAAACUGUUUGGUUAUUAGUUUUAACAUCAUUAAUUUUUGUGGGACCAAUUAUCUAUCUUUUUGCUAAUAUGAGAGCAAAAUUAUGGCAUGAUCCGACUUCUGAAAAUUUCAGUUUGUCUUCUUGUUUCUGGUUUGUUUAUAGUUCACUUUUGAAACAAGGAACAAAUAUUAUUGCUAUAACAGAUUCAACGCGAAUGCUUUUUGCCACUUGGUGGAUUUUUAUACUGAUUUUGACAUCUUUUUAUACAGCAAAUCUUACAGCAUUUCUUACAAGACCUCAAUUUACACUAUCUAUUAGUUCUCUAGAAGACAUUGUUCACAAAGAAUAUAAUUGGAUCACUUACAAAGGACGCAUAGUUGAUUUUCUCCUUUCUCAAAAUCAGCAAAAUGACUUAAGUUUAUUGAACAUAAGCAAACAGCAAGGAAAAGGAAUUUUCAAAUAUUAUGAACCAUCAAGAUCUAUUUUAGAAUUAGUUAGUACAAAGAGACUUUUUUUAGAAGAGACCCAUUAUUUAGAAUCUUUAAUAUUCAAGGAUUAUGUGAAUAAGACUCGCGAUCAUUUAGAACAUAAUUUACGUUGUACAUAUGUUAUAAUGCCUGGUAAUAUUUUAGUAACUAGUCGUGCCUUUGGUUUUUCUCAUGGCUCUACUAUUGAAAAAUAUAUCAAUAAAAUGUUAUUAAGAUUAAGAGAAACCGGUAUUACACAAUUUAAAAAAAAAGAAGAUCUUCCAUUAGCUGAAAUUUGUCCAGUCGAUCUCCGUUCAACUGAAAGACAAUUGCGAAAUACCGAUCUUCUUUUGACAUACAAAGUUGUCAUAGGUGGAUACACAAUUGCUACAAUUAUUUUUUUAUUUGAAUUAAUUUACGCGUGUAUAUCUUACCGAUUACAAAAUAGUAAAAAAAAAAUAUGUCUUCCUUGUUACGUUCUAAAAGAAAAAAUACAAAAUCCUUUAAAUAACAAUUUUUCAAACGAAAAGUGUAUUAUUAUGUUAAAAAAAAGUCUACCAACAAUUUAUCAAAAUCAUAAAAAUGUUUUGAUACAAGGAAAACGACAAUUUAUCAAUGGAAGAAGUUAUUAUGUAAUAACUGAUCCAGUCGGUGAUCGAAAAUUAAUUCCUAUUAGAACUCCUUCUGCUUUUCUAUUUCAAUAUACAACUUGAUUAUAGAAUUAAAUAAUAUAAGAAUAUACAUUUAA